UAAAAAAUAUUAAAAUGUUUAUUAGUCAUUUUUCUUGUUCGGCAUAUUAGUGGCCAGUAAAUAUAAAUUGUAAUAGCAAUUGUAUAUUUCAAUUUAUUUCCUACAUAUUUAAUAACUUUUUAGAUUGAUAUAUUUAACAAUAGUAUUUUGUAUUUUGGUUGGAUAUCACUUUAUCAGUAAGGUUAAAAUUUCAAUUGAUUAAAUUUACUUGUUUAUUUGUCUCGUACAUUUGUAUUCGCUCAAAAUUCCACAAGUUCAAAAGUGCACGAUGUCUGAAAACACAAGAAGUUCGGCAUUCAGAAAAAUCGACGUCGAUCAAUUCAAUGAGAAUUUCAAAGAAGACGAACAACCGGAAAAUCAAUCGACAACUGCCAUUCCAGAUGAAUCUGAAAUUACAACGAUGAUUAACCAAGGUCGUUUUGCUGAUGCUUUAAAAUCUGCGUUGAAAAAUGCACCUUUAGGAUCAAAAAAUCAACAAUUAAGGGACAAUGCCUUAAAUGUUGUAAUGAAAGUUCUUCUGGCCACCAAACUAUCUCAAAUAGAUGAAGUUGUUGCUCAGUUAGAUGUUGACAUGGUAGAUAUUCUUAUGAAGUAUAUUUACAAAGGAUUUGAAAAGUCAACUGAGAAAAAAAGCAGUCAUCUUCUUAUGUGGCAUGAAAAAGCCUAUGCAAUUGGCGGAGCUGGUAGUAUAAUCAGAGUGCUUACUGACCGCAAAAGAGUGUAAUCUUACUAACAAUUUAUUUAAUUUUUAUUGAAACAAUAACCGUGAAACAUCAAUAUUAUAUUGUUAACAAUUGUAUUUGGUACUACAUAAUUAUUAUUUUUUAAUAAGUAUAUAAGUGUCGGCAUUUAAUUUUAUUAAGGUAUUAUAAUAAAAUGUAUUGCCAAAUAGUAUUAUUUUCUACAAAUUCAAUUAUGUCCUUAUAAAUUAUCAUUGAAAUAUUUGGUUCGUUGAAAAAAAUAUUAAGUGUUUUUUAAAAUUAUUUGUAAAAAUAUUAACUUUUUUUAAUAGGUUUUUAGCUGUUUUUAUAAAAGUGGGUAACUAGGUAUAAAUCAGAUUAUGAAUUAAUUAAUUGUCAACCAUAUUUUUUUUUUUUUUUUAUUGUAUUUAAAUUAAUAAUAAUAUACUCAUGUACCUAAGCUGAAAACUUCAUGAGUAUGAUUUUUUUCUUUUAAGGUUGUGAUAGUAUAUACCAACAACAUAUUAUAUAAGAUUUUCAAUAUUCAUAGCCUAGUUAUCAUUUUACAACUAUUUGAAUUAAUACAACAACAAAUUAAAUUACUCUUAAAUUGUAUAUAUUUUUAAGGAUAAUUCACAUUAUUGUAUUGAAAAACUUCUUAUUUUAUUUUUUUAUGCAACCAGGGAUUUUGUUCAUUGCAAUGUAGUUAAUAUUUUUUUGUAGUAUUACUCUAAAGUAAUUGAAAAAUAUAAUUCAUGGUAAUUUUAAAUAAUGAAUAAUAUAAUAGCCAUGUACAACCGAAAAUGUUAUAUAAAGCAAUUAUUAUAAUUUUAUAAUAGUAUAUAAAAAUAAAUAGCAAUAACUAUAUAAUAACA
Acyrthosiphon pisum (pea aphid) is the source of this 1555-nucleotide messenger RNA. It is a transcript of the gene Arpc5, whose product is annotated as Actin-related protein 2/3 complex, subunit 5. Gene Ontology annotation, biological process: Arp2/3 complex-mediated actin nucleation; regulation of actin filament polymerization. The coding region runs from base 269 to 724 and encodes 151 amino acids. NCBI's taxonomy places the organism in Eukaryota, Metazoa, Arthropoda, Insecta, Hemiptera, Aphididae. The record is from RefSeq and is a predicted model, not a curated record. Gene Ontology annotation, cellular component: Arp2/3 protein complex; actin cytoskeleton. The transcript is spliced from 3 exons.